Molecule: messenger RNA, 970 nt
Organism: Anopheles arabiensis
Lineage: Eukaryota; Metazoa; Arthropoda; Insecta; Diptera; Culicidae
Gene: CRIF
Product: growth arrest and DNA damage-inducible proteins-interacting protein 1
Exons: 2
Coding region: 84-923 (279 amino acids)
Cellular component (GO): nucleus
Source: RefSeq, a predicted model, not a curated record
UACUGAACGAAAACAAAAACUUACACAACAAUCCACACACCGCACGCAAUUCUUCUCGUGCACGAAAACCACAUAAUUUUAUAAUGUUUCCAGUGAAAAUGCUUCAUUUUCGGCGUUUGCCAUCCACAACCGUCGGCCAGUGCUUUACCCUCGUCCGGUCGUUCACAGGCGGCAUCACACAAUGGGCCAAAAAGGCGGAACAGCUCGAAAGUGAAGAGCCGGCGGCAGAAGAGCUGCCGGUAACCUUCGUGGACGAUGAUGCCGAAUCGACUGAAGCGCGUGAAGCCCGGAUAGCGACACUGCGGAACAAAUCCCGACUGUUGCCCCAGCACCGGAACAUGCUGCAUGGUGUGCUGCCGUACGAACAGUCCCAGUCCUGGAUACACGACACGGUCAAGUACAAGCGCAUGAUGCUGGGCCGGUACGGCAUCGAUGGAAGCAAGGUGGAUCCACGAGUUUGCUUCCCGACGAAAAAGGAAGCAUACGAGAGAGCGGAAUACGAGCGUGUUGCAUUCCCCUUCAGCCUGAAGCAAAUGAUGGAUGCGAACGAGUCGGAACGGAAGGCGCGCAAGGCGCAGAUAGAGGCCCGCGAGGCGGAAGUCGCCCGGAAGCUAGAAAAGCUGGACCAGUGGACGGCGGAUCUGAACGCGCGCAUCGCCAAGAAGGAGGCGGAAGCGCGGGCCGCCAAGGAGCGGAAGGAUCGGCUGGUGGAGGAGGUGCGCAGACACUUUGGCUUUAAGGUGGAUCCGCGCGACGAGCGGUUCCAGGAGAUGUUGGCCCUGAAGGAGCGCGAAGAUCGCAAGAAGGUGAAGGAGGCGAAGCGAAAGGAAAAGGAGGAGAAAAUGAUGGAAAAGCUGCAGAAAAAGACGGCCCAGCUCGAGGCGGACAUUGAGGUGCCGAGCGGCGACAAGACGAAGCAAUAAAAAAAAACAAGUCAUCCGUGUCGUCGAUAGUGAGAGAACUCCCCACA